AUGCUUUUACCGGUAUUAAUAUUGCUUCUGAUUAAUCCCCGAUAUACAACUGCAAAACACAAGGGCAGUACAGAUAAAAAGAGCAAUACCAAUGAGUACAGUGUACAUAAUCACGAUUAUGAAAAGAAAAAAAACUCAAUUGUUGACAAGGAUUCACAUGCUGAGCAAACAAAUAAAGUUAGUCAUUUCAAACAUAACACUGUGCCGUAUGACAAGACAACGCGAGAUAAACGAGGAUCCCAAAAACAUUAUCGAAGUCAGGUACAGCCACAGGAGCAAGCAGGAACUGUGUCACAAUCACAAUCACAAUCACAAUACCAACCGUUAAAGCAAUAUCAAAAGAAGAAAACCAUCAAAAUAUUCCAAAGUAAGACACAACAACGGCACAAAAAACAUACCCACGGCGAUAGUGGUAUUUAUCAUCAACACCAUCAAAGUGACGAACCUAAGGUGUACCAUACAUUUGAAGAAUCACAUGAGCAUAUGGUUGAUGGACCACAUCAGGAACAGUAUCACAGCGCCGAGCUUCAGACUCAUCAAGCCGAUGAACAUAUCAAAUCUCCGGUUGAACAGCAUAAAUUCGAAGAAACAGGUGACGAAGGAAACAAUGAGGAAGUACAUCAUGUCAACCACGAAGAGCACGAAAAAAUUAAAAUAAAACACCACCAUCACCAUCAUCAUCAUAAUCAUAUAAAAGAAAUAAUUAAAAAAGUACCAGAGCCCUAUCCGGUUGAAAAAAUUGUUCAUGUUCCUGUAGAAAAAAUCAUUGAGAAGAUUGUUCAUGUACCUAAGCCAUAUCCAGUGGAAAAAAUAGUUGAAACAGUUGUUAAGGUGCCAGUAGAGAAAGUUGUGCACGUGCCUAAACCAUAUCCAGUGGAAAAAAUUAUCGAAAAAAAGGUACCAUAUCCGGUAGAGAAAGUAGUGCAUGUUCCAGUGGAAAAGAUAGUAGAGAAAAUUGUUGAGAAAAAAAUUCCUUAUCCCGUAGAAAAAGUAGUGCACGUUCCAGUAGAAAAGAUAGUUGAAAAAAUAAUCCACGUUCCGAAGCCGUAUCCAGUAGAAAAGAUUAUUGAGAAAGUGGUACAUGUUCCAGUUGAAAAAAUAGUCCAUGUACCAAAACCAUAUGCUGUUGAAAAAAUUGUGAGUAAAAUUGUACAUGUUCCUAAACCUUACCCAGUUGUGAAGCCAGUACCGUAUCCAGUAGAAGUAAAAGUUCCAAUUGCUGUAGAGAAAAAAAUUCCAGUACCUUAUAAAAUUGAAGUUGAAAAGAAAAUAGCUGUACCAUACAAAGUGGAAGUUGAGAAAAAAGUGCCGGUGUAUGUGCACACACAGGAACCAUAUAAGUUCGAAUUACCACAACAUGAAUAUCAACAUGGUGAUCCUCACGAGCACCAUAAGGAUUAUGCCGUCAAUUCUGAAUAUGAGCAUCAUAAACAUUAUAAUGAACAUGAACAAAGUGGGUAUAAAAAAUUCAAUGACCAACAACAAAAACAUGAAGGCGGGGACUUAGCCAGCUACGCAACAAAUUUCAACACAAAUUUUAAUAUAAAUCAACAUAAACAAACGGAAGCAGUACGUCAUGCACAUAACAAAGCCACAAAUCUCAUCCGUUCAGCACAGUUGUACCAACAACAAUCCAAAAAGUCUAAAAUCACUCAAAAGGGAAAUAAUGGCGUUUAUGAACAGUCUACAUUGGAGAGCAUUAACGCGCCCAUAGGCAAACCAUUUCAAAUUCACGUACCAGAUGAACCAUUAGCUGAAAGUGCUAAUAAUAAUCCAGAAUAUUUUGUGCAUGCUCCUAUAGCACUGCCUAUACAAAUUAUUCACCUCCAGCCCACGCCAUUUCAAAAAACAUUAGCGUUAUCUAUGCCCUCUUAA
This is a messenger RNA of Teleopsis dalmanni, 1875 nucleotides long. RefSeq lists its product as uncharacterized. The record is from RefSeq and is a predicted model, not a curated record. Lineage: Eukaryota; Metazoa; Arthropoda; Insecta; Diptera; Diopsidae. The transcript has a single exon. The coding region runs from base 1 to 1875 and encodes 624 amino acids.